This is a messenger RNA of Paramecium tetraurelia, 1137 nucleotides long. RefSeq lists its product as uncharacterized. Gene Ontology annotation, molecular function: protein binding. The transcript has 4 exons. NCBI's taxonomy places the organism in Eukaryota, Ciliophora, Oligohymenophorea, Peniculida, Parameciidae. The record is from RefSeq and is a predicted model, not a curated record.
AUGAAGAAAUCUAUGGGUUAAAGCUAUUGCAAAAUACAAGCAGAAUUUAGAUAACCUAGGCCUUAAUUGAUGGAAGUUCAGAGUAUGACAGUAAUUGCAAAUUAAAGUACUUUUAUGAUUAUUCUUCAAGAUGGAGCAGUGAAGUUCUCCUAUAAGGAAUACCUUGAGAGAUAGAAAGGGUAUAUAAAAGAAAAGAAAGCUUCACAAAGUGACAAUAAUAUAAGGAAGAUUGCUCCGAUCAAAUUAGAGAAUUAAAAGGGUACAAACAGUUCUCCUCGAUUCAGAAUAAAAUUUGUUACUAGUCCUCAAAGUAUGAAUAGAACAACACUUUCAAAAUCUCCUUAGAUUUCAAAAUUUCGAAAUCGUAAAAUCCCUUUUGAAUCAGAUUAUAUCUGUGAAACUGAGAUACAAAUAUAAACUAGCAGAAUAGACAGAGCAUUUUAAUAGACUGAUAUUGAUGAAAGCACUAUGUUAUCGAUCAAGUCUCCAACAGGACAGGAAAAUCGAUUCGAAAAUUCUUCAGUAAUGAAAACAAGAAAUGUUAUUAAUUCGACAAGAGAUGAAAAUUUAUUGAAUGAGUAAAUUAAGCCUGCAAAAAGAACUAAAAAAUAAUUAAGAUAAUGUUUACUUAGAGCUUUAAAAAAAUUAAAAGAAAUGAAUAUCACUACUAAAAUGAUGAUAUAAAAAUAAAUCUUCUCCAAAAAGCCAUAUUAAAAGCUCUACUCGCAAGAAUUCAUUCAUGCUGUCAAGUUGAAUUAAUUAGAAAAGGUUCGUUAAUAUCUAGAUAAAAAUUAAUACUUAGUUUUUGAUUUUGAUUUCUUUAAUAUGUCAGCCUUGCAUUGGUCUAGUAAAAAGGGAUUGUAUGAAAUGUCAGAAUUAUUAAUUAAGUAUCACGCAGAUGUUGAUUCUAUUGAUAUCAUGAAUAGAACUCCCUUGUAUUUAGCUAUAUAAGAAAAUAACAUUCCUCUUAUUGAAUUACUAUUAAGAAAUAAAGCAUAUCCUUGGUCUACUUCGUUAACUGAUUUAGGAGAGGUGGUUAAGGACAAUAAGAAAGUUCGUAAAAUCUUAACCUUGAUCAGAAGAUUGGAUAUUAUUAAUAUGUGGGGCGAGAAGAAAUUAAAAGAAGAGUUUUUUUGA